AUGGCAAAAAGCGACUGGUACAUUUACUGGAUAUGCGCGGUAGCAUCCCUCGCGAAUAUUUUCCAGGGGUUUGACUCGGGCAUUUACUCCAUCAUCAUCUCGGACAAAAAGUUUGGUGCUUACUUCCACCUCUCUAGUGCACGAGAAGGAGUCGUGGCUAGUAUGAUCAGCUUGGGCAAUGUCAUCGGCAAUCUCUUCGUGUCUUGGUGGUUCAUCUGGUAUGUUGGACGUCGAUUUGCCUUUGUUCACGGCACCAUCAUCCUUCUGGUCGGCGUUGCCCUCCAAGCCGGCGCCCGAGACUUCGCCAUGAUCGUCGUGGGCAGAAUUGUGGCUGGAAUUGGCACUGCCAUCAUCGGCACCAACCUUGCUGCAUACCAGGCCGAAGUUUCCUCGCCACAAAUCCGAGGUCGAGUCGUCUCCUUCGUUCAACUUUCAUACCAAGUUGGUGUCCUCGUCGCGUACUGCGUCGGUCUUGGGACCGUUAAGAUUUCCGGCAACAACUCAUGGAGAGUCGCGACUGCUCUCCAAGUUGUUCCUGGUGUUGUCUUGAUCGCAGCCUCCUUCACCAUCCCAGAAUCUCCUCGAUGGUUGAUUGAACGCCACCCCGAGAAGCCGGAAGCGGCUUUACGGGAACUCGCCAGAAUCCGCAGACUGCCCGUCGACAAUGACGGCGUCAAGCACGAAUACGCCGAGUUGGUCGCCGCUCGCGACUACCGUCUAGAGAACGAAAAACGCCAAACCUGGUCAUCCUUCCUCCGCUCCUUCCCAGUCUGGAAACGAAUUGCAUAUGGGAUGACCACCAUGGCUCUCGGUCAACUCUGCGGGGUCGGCGCAUUGAUGAUCUACGGCAUCCUCAUCUUUGAAGGUCUUGGUUUCUCCUCUGGGACCAUGUCGUUGCUCCUGAACGUCGUCUCUGGUGUCUUGUGUCUCGCGGCCACCGGAAUCACAACCGGAGGGGUUGACAAGUGGGGUCGUAGGAUCACUCUGCUCGCUGGUUCUGCCACCAUGAUUCUCAGCUAUGUCAUCAUUGGCGCACUGUCAGAUGCAUACCCUACGGCCACCAACUUCAACCGUGGUGCCGCUAUUGCUUGCGUCGUCUUCAUCUAUGUGAUUAUGAUGGCAUACAGUGGUGCAAUGGGACCAGUCGCCUGGAUCUACGCCAGCGAGAUCUUCCCAACUCACCUCCGAGACAAAGGCGUCAAUGUCAGUCAGGCAGGACAGCAGAUCACGACUCUUUGGAUCAACCAGGCUUGGCCAGUCAUGUUUGGCAAUGUUGGUCACAACGCGUACUGGAUCCUCGUCAGUAUUAAUCUCCUUGGCUUCAUCGUGGUCUUCUUCUUCUGGCCAGAGACAAAGGGAAUCAGCCUUGAGCACAUGGAUCGUCUGUUCGGGGAAGUUGACAAGGUCGAGGCACAGAUCCGUGCCCGAGGCCUGUCGAUGGUGGAAGAUGUGCUUCACGGCGAUGAGGAGAAGGGGACCACAGUGUUACAGGAGAAUGUUGACCGAAAGUGA
Messenger RNA from Cladophialophora psammophila CBS 110553, 1512 nucleotides. RefSeq lists its product as uncharacterized. Gene Ontology annotation, molecular function: carbohydrate:proton symporter activity. The record is from RefSeq and is a predicted model, not a curated record. Gene Ontology annotation, biological process: carbohydrate transport; transmembrane transport. Gene Ontology annotation, cellular component: membrane. The coding region runs from base 1 to 1512 and encodes 503 amino acids. The transcript has a single exon. Lineage: Eukaryota; Fungi; Ascomycota; Eurotiomycetes; Chaetothyriales; Herpotrichiellaceae.